AUGAUGCAUUGGCUAGUGGCGACGAUCCGCAUGUACCACUCUCAAGCAAGGUGUGAGCGGAAGCGGGACAAGGCGGUGACAGUUAGGCCCCAAACAGAUCGGGCGGUGGCCAAGGAAGCGCUGGCACGGGCGAUGCUGGGAAAGCUGGAGGAAAGUGAGCAGGCGCAGCACAAGCUGGGGCAUCCGAUCGAGAGGAGGUGGGUUUACAGAUUGGAGGAGGAGGAAGAAGUGCCGCUGCAGUACGCGGAUCAGGCGGAUAUAAGGUUGCCAGGCAUAAGAGAAGAGGCGGCAGUAGACAAAAAGAGGGAGGAUUUCAGCUGGCUCGAAGAGGCAAUUGAGCAACAGAGGAGCAGGGAGAGCUACGAGCGGGAGUUCGGCUCAUCAAGCCCAUGGGAAUUCGGUCUCAUGGAGAUGACAAAGGAGGAGGGGGACACGGAGGCAGAGCAGAGGAAGGGAGAAGGGUCUGGGGGCAAGCAUCCAGAGCUGAAUGAGCCAAGGACUGAAGCGGCGGGACCAGAGGCAGGAGGAGAGAAGGGAGGGGAACAGCGCAAGGCGAUGACAGUUAGGCCCCAAACAGAUCGGGCGGUGGCCAAGGAAGCGCUGGCACGAGCGAUGCUGGGAAAGCUGGAGGAAAGUGAGCAGGCGCAGCACAAGCUGGGGCAUCCGAUCGAGAGGAGGUGGGUUUACAGAUUGGAGGAGGAGGAAGAAGUGCCGCUGCAGUACGCGGAUCAGGCGGAUAUAAGGUUGCCAGGCAUAAGAGAAGAGGUGGCAGUAGACAAAAAGAGGGAGGAUUUCAGCUGGCUCGAAGAGGCAAUUGAGCAACAGAGGAACAGGGAGAGCUACGAGCGGGAGUUCGGCUCAUCAAGCCCAUGGGAAUUCGGUCUCAUGGAGAUGACAAAGGAGGAGGGGGACACGGAGGCAGAGCAGAGGAAGGGAGAAGGGGUCUGGGGGCAAGCAUCCAGAGCUGAAUGA
Closterium sp. Naga37s-1 is the source of this 972-nucleotide messenger RNA. Lineage: Eukaryota; Viridiplantae; Streptophyta; Zygnematophyceae; Desmidiales; Closteriaceae. The record is from the annotation of a GenBank genome assembly.